AUUGGGGCGGGGGCGCGGUUGGCUUUCAUUACAUCAGCGGUGUGUGCUUCAGGAGUAGUUAGUGUGAAGCUUGAAGGGCUUUAAGUUGCUGGCUCCUGGUACCAGAUGCUGCUGCAAAUCUUAACAGGAGUAGUCUCCAAAAGACUGAAAUGGCAGCCUGGUGAGCGGGAAGAACAGGAAAGAGGGUGAAGAAGCAUUUGCCUCUGUUUGUUACCGAAGACAGUCUUGCACUUCUCUGAGCUUUCUUUCUUCCCUUGUAAAGUGAGCACCAUGGUCCCUGCCUUGUGUGCCUCUCGGGGGCCUUGUGAGGAGAGGAUGGAGCACUGCUUACUGAGCACACCAUUGGGUAAAGUUAUGAGUUUCUGGCUUCUGUGCGGAUGGGCAGGUGUGUUUGGAGACUGAGGGUCUAAAGAGGAGCGGAUUUCUUAUUGGUAGACCAUUUUCUGGCUCAAGGUUGGGGUAAGGUUUGUGGUGGGACGCACUUCUGUCACGAUGACUGCUCUUCCGGUGAGGUCACGGAGGGAGCGGUGGCAGGGAGCAAUGGCAGAUGAAAAGCACAGGAACAUUUCAUUGUUUGCUGACCUUUAGACCCCAACCCCAGGGAGGACUCUGAACUGGAGCAUGAAGCUUAGACUUGAGCCUUAUGGAAUUUCCCCUCCCCGCCCAAGUAUGAACACAGAUUUUACCACGUUCCCAAAGGAAGACACCCAGAGAGGGGAAUGCCAGAACUUCUUUAGGUUCCUAUGGGGCAGAGAGAAGAAGGACUUCUCCAGACAGGUUAUGUCACCGACAGAGGCUGCGCUGAAGCUCCCUGCGGCCCAGAGACCAUGUACAAGAGGGAUGGUCUGAUGGCUGGCGUGUUGGUCACCUCCGCCACUCCACAGGGUAGCAGCUCAGACUCUCUGGAGGGCCAGAGCUGCGACUAUGCCAGCAAGAGCUACGAUGCCGUUGUCUUCGAUGUCCUGAAAGUAACUCCCGAGGAGUUUGCUAGCCAGAUCACAUUGAUGGACAUCCCUGUGUUUAAAGCCAUCCAGCCGGAGGAACUCGCCAGCUGUGGAUGGAGUAAGAAGGAGAAACAUAGUCUUGCCCCCAACGUCGUGGCCUUUACCCGGAGGUUUAACCAGGUCAGUUUUUGGGUUGUACGAGAAAUUCUAACAGCACAGACUUUAAAAAUAAGGGCAGAAAUCCUGAGCCAUUUUGUGAAAAUAGCCAAGAAACUUCUAGAACUCAACAACCUUCAUUCUCUCAUGUCUGUGGUGUCAGCAUUACAAAGCGCACCCAUCUUCAGGCUGACGAAAACCUGGGCUCUUUUGAAUCGAAAAGACAAGACCACCUUUGAGAAGCUGGACUACCUGAUGUCUAAAGAAGAUAAUUACAAGCGGACCCGGGAAUAUAUCCGAAGCCUGAAGAUGGUCCCCAGUAUUCCCUAUCUAGGCAUCUAUCUUCUGGAUUUAAUCUACAUUGAUUCUGCAUAUCCUGCCUCAGGCAGCAUCAUGGAAAACGAACAAAGAUCCAAUCAGAUGAACAAUAUUCUCCGGAUAAUUGCUGAUUUGCAAGUUUCCUGCAGUUAUGAUCACCUCACCACCCUGCCCCACGUGCAGAAGUACCUGAAGUCCGUGCGCUACAUCGAAGAGCUCCAGAAGUUUGUGGAAGACGACAACUACAAACUGUCGCUCAGAAUUGAACCAGGAAGCAGCUCCCCGAGACUCGUCUCUUCCAAGGAAGAUCUCGCAGGCCCCUCCACCGGCUCCAGUUCUGCGAGGUUCAGCCGGCGGCCCACCUGUCCUGAUGCAUCCGUUGCGGGCAGCCUCCCCACACCCCCGGUCCCAAGACACAGGAAGAGCCACAGCCUGGGCAACAAGGGACGUCUCUACGCCACGCUGGGGCCCAACUGGCGAGUUCCAGUUCGGAAUUCUCCCAGAACCCGGAGCUGCGUCUACAGCCCCACCGGCCCGUGCAUCUGUACCCUGGGGAGUUCGGCCGCAGUCCCCACCAUGGAGGGGCCUCUGAGAAGGAAAACUCUGCUCAAGGAAGGACGGAAGCCUGCGCUGUCCUCCUGGACCAGGUACUGGGUCAUACUCUCAGGAUCCACCCUCCUGUACUACGGAGCCAAGUCCUUGCGGGGCACAGACAGAAAACACUAUAAAUCCACACCUGGCAAGAAGGUCAACGUCGUGGGCUGGAUGGUGCAGCUGCCCGAUGACCCCGAGCACCCGGACAUCUUCCAGCUGAAUAACCCCGACAAAGGCAAUGUUUACAAGUUCCAGACCGGUUCCCGAUUUCACGCAAUACUGUGGCACAAGCAUUUGGACGAUGCGUGUAAAAGCAACAGGCCUCAGGUACCUGCAAACCUUAUGUCAUUCGAGUAAGUCUCUGCGGGACUUCGCGUGACUUCAGAGGCUUCUGGGAGCCCAGCCUGGGACUGGUGGCCGAGCGCAGGUCCCGGACACAAGGCUGUUGGCGGGGUGUUGGGAGACUCACAGCCGGACUGGAGGGCACGCGGCUGCGGCCUCACAGUCCAGAGGGCUCCGCCGGUGCAGGGUCCACCUGCUGACCCCCAGCAACCCUCCUGACCCCCAUCCUGCAGCGCCACCUCACGGGGCCGUGGUCCCCAAACUCUACACCCCGCCCUCCCUCUCUGGGCCUUCAUCUGUCCACCAGCUGCUGCUGCGACCAGAGAGCAUCUGGCCCACGUUGGGUCCCCAGUGCUUUCUCCUGCACAAAAGAGUGGACGGCGUGCCCCCGCGAGGGGCCGGAGGGAAGGGACAGGCUGGGGAACUGGCUUUUUACACCCCCCGUGUGCGGGGUCGCUCGCCCCCAGGGCUGCCUCAGAUUUUGUAUAAACCCGGAAGCGUCCUCUGUGUGUGCGUGCUGUGUCUGUAUGCGUGCGAGCCAGAGUGACCUCUCCGAGAAACAUGCAUUUUGGCACAAGACUUGUGACGUCACACACUUCAUCCUCUUUGAGGCAGGCGCUGCUUUAACCUAACGCAACCGACUCGUCCGCCAAGGAAGGUCAGAGUGAGCCCAGAUGCCUCCUGUGUUAAGGGUCCCUCGCGUUCUUUUACUGUAAACAAACAAUGCCUUAAAUUGUGUCUUGUUUUCUGUUCCUAUGGGUGCUAUUCAUCUGGAAGGCUUGCUCCCUGGGCCCCCGGGGCCCUUCCAGGCCUUGUUGAUCUCGGCUCUUCUGAGACAGAACCUGGCUUCCGGACUGUGGACUGGGCCGGCGGCUGGCCUGCUAGCUUCCUCCCAGCCCCUCCCCGACAGGGCUUGAAGGCCCUGCUCCCCCCCCCCCCGCCCCCCAACGCCCUGUGCCAGAAUGGAAAGUUGUGAUGCUUUUUCCCAGCUUCUAGAGGCGGCACCUGCACCUGGUGACGUGACCGGCUGCACCGGCCCCCCCCACCCCCCACCCCUUUGCCUCCACUGCCAGGGCGGGGCUGCUAGGAUUCCUGAUUACACUGGGGAGCUGAGUGACACUGAGGCCUUAAGCUCCCCCACUCUUGCCCCAAACACAGUCACCAGCAAGUUCUCCAUCGUCCAAGUCUAAGGGCACAAUUGUUGAUGACUGCGGUGACGAGAGAGCAAAGCCCUGGGGAGUGACCCACCGCCUGAGUUCUGCUUUCAGCUAAAAGAGCUCUUGAUGUGAACAGUGUCCUUCAUGUGUCACUCUGUCAUAUUUUUAAGUGACUUUUAUUUUGCACAAAUACAUUUUCUUGAAAAUCAUGAAUAAACAUUAGCUUUAUUGCAGGUAGCUUUAUCACCAUAGCAUCUCCCCCCAGCCCUUCCCCCUUUCCUUCCCUCCCUCGCUCUCCCUCCUCCAUCCUCCUCCCGCCUCUUUUGAAUCUGGGUGUCCUAAUUCUCAGAAAGAAACCCUUAAUGACUUUCUGAAAGAGACUGAAUUCCUGGGUCCUUGUCGCUAUCGUGGUCUCAGAGCUCACACUGAUCAGACACCAAACUAUUCUUAAGAGUUGCUGGACACGAUGUUUUGAAACAACGUCUUAACCCAUAAACUGUAAUAGGUCAACUUAAAAACUCCCAAAGGACCCACCACUGUCUUUUGAUCUAGUGGCAGUUUUUCUGAAAAUUCAAGGAUUGGUGAGAAAAGUAGUUGUCAUCAGGAUCUUAUUUUGUGGUUGAGCCUUGCUGUGCUCAGUAACUUUGGAGCAACGUCUAGAAUACUUUCGUGCCAGGAGAAACUCCAGAUGGUAAAAGCUGAUGCAUCAAACUUGGGCCAUCGGUGCUUUGCACACCCUGUCACAGUUGGGGUCACACGCACGCACGCAUGCACCUAAGUCAUACCUACAGCUGCUGCAGAGGCAUUAAGAGGCUGAGGGAAUACACCAAACACUCCAGCACCUCUCCCAGAACCACGCAGUGUUAACCUUUUAAUCUGCACUGAAUCCGACUCUACCUGUUAACUUUUUUUUUUAAGUCCUAAGUUUGAAUGAAAGUGCGAGACUGGAACAUGGGCUACUUCUUUUCCUUGAGUUUCUCUACUCUUUAAACUGUCCUGGUUUUUCUGACAUGAAAUAUUAUAGAAGCCCAUCCAAAAAAUUUCAGGCUCCACUAAGUCAAUUUCCUGCCCUGUCGAGUUUCCUCAUCUUUCACAGAGGUGUCCCUCUGAGCCUCUUUUUGAAAUAGCACAAUUGCAAUUCUUUUCAAAGUGUUUAGUCUUCUCAACUAAUUGAGAUUGAACCCACCUCCCCUCCCAGAAACAUUCUUAGCUCGGACUCUUGUAGAACCAGUAAGAACCUAAAACUUAUCACAAGAGUCCCCCAGACGUGGCUCUAAGGCACUUGGCUCUCCCAGCAGGGACUCAAGGCCAAGCAUUGUGAGUUAAGUGCUAAGUGUGGGUUUGUCCCUCAAGCUGCAGGUGAGGGGGCUUGCAAGGCUGGGACACUGGGGCCGGGGGGUGGGGGUGGGGGGUAGGGGUGGGUAGGCACAAACCUCAAAGGGGAGGGUCCCCAGGUGGACUCUCACCCUGGAAGGAAGUAUUUCUCGGUCUUUGCUCGUUGACUCUCCAUAGUGCACAAGUGUCUAUGUAAGCAUUGAAGGUGAUGUGUCUCGUAUGCAUAUGUUGUACCUUUUUAAGUAAAGAGAUGGUGGCACCCCAGAGUGAACAUUACCGAAGGCCGUCUGCAAACUGGAGUAGGGAGCUGCUCUGCUCCCAGUGCCCCAAGAGCAGCACACGCUCUGCCCGGGAGGAAUCUUCACCCCUCUCGGUCAAACACGUGUGUAACUCCAAGUCAGCCAAGUGCGUUCUGACAACUGAAACUCUGCGGAGCAUGGAUUUGUUGGAAAGCAGCAAAAACAUUGCUCUGAGUGUGCGGAGCGGGAGACUGAUCUCCCUCCCCCGCCGAAGAAACCCGUUCGCCACCCUGUCCCCCGUGGACCCCAAAGAGGAGACGCUUGAAGGGAUUCUGCUGACGAAAGACCUCUUGCCAACUGAAUUUAUAAAGUGUUUUUGUUUUCUUACCACUAUGGCCAGUAUUUCCUGCAUUGUCUUUGUCCCACCGCCCAGGCCCAGGAAGUGUAUCUUUCAGGAUGUCAUUUUACAGGUGGAAAAAUGGUCUAUGAAAACGGGAAGCUAUUUGCAAGCAGGGUCCAUUUUCCUUCCACAGGUCGUGUCUCGAGCUCUAGCCCCAGAUUUCUGAUGCUUCGAACCAGAUGAACCCUGUUAAAAACACAACCUCUUAUUUUUCGUGACUCCAUACAUCACUUUAACCCGCCCCACGUCAUUUCUGACAUGUUGGGCGAUGUCAUGCUUUAAAAAGAAGAAAACAAAACACCUGCGAGAGUCCCUCGAAAUAACAGAUCCUCUGUAUAAGACCACCUACGCGUCCACCCCUUAUCUCUCGUGAGUGCUUCCUGUGUGCCAGGCUCUGCCCAGGAUAGAAAUGGCUGAGAACAAGACCAAUUCCCUGCCCUCGUGGAGCUGACCCCGCAACGACUAGAUAGUCCUCGCCACGCCAUUUCCUCUCUCCUAGCAAGACCCGCCUCUCUUCUAGUGCUGGGUAGAAACCCUAUGCAGAUGCUUCCAGAAAGGCUUCAAAAGGCUCAGCAGACGGAACAGCUCCUGAUCUGCGAGUUCAGUUGCUGGGCGAGUGGCUGGUUGGCAGAGAACAGCCAGGCCCAGAGCUAUGGCUGGGCGUGUUGAGACCUCCACGGUGGGAUGAGAGAGUGAGGUCGCACUGUUCCCAGAGUGACUUCAGAGGCUUUGUUGGUGCCAAUCCCAAUAUUAAAAGACAAGUACCGCGUGAACCAGAGCUGCGUUUUCUUGGGUGUUGAGAACUCGUACCGUGGACCCCCUCGCAGCCCCCAACCCCUGCUCACAGCAGCAGCGAUGGAGACCUGUGAUUCUAUCCGCAUUCAUCUCUCUGUCCGUUUCUGAACGACUGUGACCAUUCGGCAAUGAAACAAUAGUGAUUGAGUCAUUAGUAAGGUAUCAUUUUUCAUACGUUUUGUGCCAAAAUGCAUGGUAUUCCACUUAGCCUUCAAAAUGUGGCAUAGAGUAGUUUUCAAUUCCUUAUGUAUUCUCCAAAGGAAGUUGAAAAUCAGUUUUUACAUUUUAAUUCGUUUCUUGUUCAAUCUGUUGCACUCUCCCAGGCUGUUUCUUUUCUUUUCUUUUUUUUUUUUCUUUUUUCCAGCAGAACCCCCUGCAUGCAGUUGUAUAAGGACAUUCCCUAAUUCUUGUGAAUUGUCUCAUCCGCAGUAACCACUGACCAUCCAUCCUCUGUGGGAUUAUUUAGAUUUUCGGUGAAGUAUUUUGUUACCUCAGUCUUGUAUCAAGUUGCUGUAUUUUUCAGCUUGUUACACUGAUAAUACUUGUUUCACUAAUUAAAUACUUUAGUGUAUAAACCUUUUUGUUUACUUUGCAAUUAAAUGUUUUCCAAUG
Sus scrofa (pig) is the source of this 6892-nucleotide messenger RNA. RefSeq names its product Ral GEF with PH domain and SH3 binding motif 1 (gene RALGPS1). Gene Ontology annotation, molecular function: guanyl-nucleotide exchange factor activity. Gene Ontology annotation, cellular component: plasma membrane. The record is from RefSeq and is a predicted model, not a curated record. Lineage: Eukaryota; Metazoa; Chordata; Mammalia; Artiodactyla; Suidae. Gene Ontology annotation, biological process: Ras protein signal transduction.